Carassius auratus (goldfish) is the source of this 7988-nucleotide messenger RNA. RefSeq lists its product as uncharacterized. The transcript is spliced from 9 exons. Bases 6206 to 7270 code for a protein of 354 amino acids. NCBI's taxonomy places the organism in Eukaryota, Metazoa, Chordata, Actinopteri, Cypriniformes, Cyprinidae. The record is from RefSeq and is a predicted model, not a curated record.
UGUUGUUAAAAUGUAUGUGAUAUGAUUUUAAUUCAUUAGACAUGCUUUUUGAUUAAUACAAUUAAAAUAAAUAAACAAAACGGAAAAAAUUUAAUUUGGGAAAAAUAAAUGAAUCCUCUCUAUACUGUAAUGAGUGCUGUGUUCUUUCAAAGGGGUCAUUACAGGUCAUUUUAAACUUAAAUGUGGAGAUUAUCAUAUAAUUUAAAUGAUGCAUCUUCUGAGAGACUGACAGAAGUGGUAUGUAAAGUUAAACUAAUGUGUCUCUCAUUCCUCCCUCUCUCUCUCAGUGUCUCUCCAUCUUUCUCUCCACCUCUCUCUCUCUCUCUCUCUCUCUCUCUCCAUCUUUCUCUCCACCUCUCUCUCUCUCUCUCUCUCUCUUUCAGUAAUCAUUCAUUGAAACAUCCCCAGUUGAAAGCAGAAUGAAUCAAGAAGUGCUUGUUAUCAACAUGAGGAUUUUCUACAGGAGUCUGUCACUUUUACUGGGGUUUUUCUCUUUUCAAAUGAAGGUGAAUGGAACAGAUGGAGCAGAAGGAGCCUGUGAGGAAAAAACAGUGGCGCAGAGGACCUCAGUGCCCAGAGACAAGUAAACUCAUGCCGGCCCCGGCCCAUGAGCCCCACUCUCUUCACAUAGAGAUGCAUUCCCCAUCCUCUUCUCCAAGCCAGAGCAGCAUCUUUCCGUAGCUGCAAGCAAUCUGGUCUUGUUUGGUGGAAGAAAGUGUGAUGCACUUGAUGGCAGCAUGUUUUUAGUGGCUUCAGACGCAGAGGAGCUGUCGGGCUCGAUCAAUGUACCCGCCCCCUGCCGCCUACUGUGCACAGGGAGCCCAAGUCAGGCAUGGAUGCCGAGCUGAUCCGCAUCCAGUCUAAAACUGAGGAGGAGAUUGGACAGGAGUGUGUCAAAGGUGCCCACUCUUAGCUGCCUGGAUGAAAGGUUACUGCUGGAGCGCCACCAGGCCCCUCAUCAAGGAGCAUCAACAUUCUACCUGGAAGUUCAUUAUGAACUCGCCAAGUCAUGGUGCACUCCCUACUCUGCUUACCUAUGUGGCUCCUCUUCCUUUGCCCUCAAGACAGUCAACAGCACCAAAGACAAGGGGUGCAAUAAAAUGUCUCCCCCUAGUUGAGUCUGUCGCUGCAUAUCUCUGCCUGUCCACAGCUAUCAACUGGAAGGCGAAGGUCACCCACCCGUCCAAACCAUGCAGAAUGAUUUCGGCCCUCGCUGGAAGGGGGUACUCUGGACAAGCAGCCUUGGUGCUCCAUUCUAUUGUGGUCCUACAGGUCUACCAGGCCAAACUCCUCCAAAGCAUGGAUGAGUCCGGCCCAGACUUUCCAGCUAUCAAGGAGUUGUGCAGUGUGACAGACCUGGCUUUACACACAACCAAGACCAGGGACCUGGCAAUUGAAAGGGCAAUGGCCAGCUUAGUGGUGCUUGAGCGCCACUUAUGGUUGAUCUUAACCAAUAUUAAGGAUGCAGGCAACUCCCAAGCCUGACCUUCGACAGCACUCCCGCUCUGCCUAGUGCUUCUGAAUCGUCAGGGACCCCGGCCCAAGUUAGUGUUGGACCCACUACCUCAGGCAUCCUCCUGAUCUGUAGGAAAGUAAAAGGAGGGGGUCAAGUCCCGCUAUAGCUCCUGCUAAGACUCCUGCACUUCCUGCAAGGUUCCCUCCUUGGUUCAAAUCAAAUCCUCUCGCAAGUGUGUCCAGGGGACUGGUUCUUUUCUCUGGAUCUAAAAGACAGGAAACGUACUGUCACAUCCAAAUAGCCCCACAUCAUAGAUGAUUCUUGAGAUUCACCUUCGAGGCAGUGGCAUAUCAAUAUAUGGCCCUUCUAUUCAGACUAUAUAUCUAGGACCUCCACUUUUCCACUCUUUGUACCGCUCUUUCUCCUCUGAGACAGAUGGCAAUCGUCUAAAUUACCUCAAUGACUGGUUUGUUUUAGCUCAGUCGGAGGACAAGCUAUUAUCUCACAGAUUCUUUUUCUUUAGACACUUUGAAUACCUGGGGCUUAUGGCCAAAUUUGCCAAGAGCACUCUGUCUCCCAGCCAACGGAUAUCGAUUCUGGGAGCAGUUUUCGAAUCGGCCAUCAAGCAUCUUGUGGCCUCUUUGAAAAUAGUCUCUUGCCCAGUCAAGACAUUUCAGAAGACGCUAGGUCUUAUGGUCUCCAUGUCUCCAGUACUAAAGUUGGGCUUGCUCCAUAUGUGACCCUUUCAGUACUGACUGAAACUGCUAGUUCUGUCCCACGCCUGGAAUCGCAAACGCCUUCAUAUCAAGGGGGAACCAGGCCUGUGUGGCAGUCCUGAAACCUUGAAAAGACAAUCUUUGAAAGGAAUAGGGUGUGACCCUGGGCAUGGUCUGCAGAAGGAAGGCAGUUUUGACAGAUGCUUCCAAAAUGCAAUGGCAAACUGGCUUUCAGCCUUUGGUCGAAAGAAGAAGGACGGCUACACAUCGGCUAGUCUGAUCAGACACCAUGUCGGUAGUGUGCUACAUAAAUCGCCACAGAAGACUCUCCUUGAGGCGCCUCUUUUCUAUGGUAGCUCAUCACCUAAAAUGGGCUCAGCACAACUUGCAUUCGUUGAGAGCGACACAUGUGCCAUGUAGGUUGAACUAAGGAGCAGUAUCCCUUCUGAAUAGUGGAUGCUCCACCCCCAAACAACUCAAAUAAUCUUUGAGAACUUUGGCAAGGCAAAGGUUGACCUCUAUGCCUCAAAAGAGGGGACAACCUUGUUGUUCGCCUUCUUGAAAGGAUCUAGGAGGCUUAACCCAUGCGAUCUGUCCAUGGUGCAGAGGGCUCUAAGGAACCCUCACUUUGAGUUGCUACAAUACAUUGACCUUUGUUCUCUGAAGUUCUACCCUAAUCAGGCAACCUGAGCAACCCUUUAUAUGAUUUUUUGGCCGCACCAGAGGGUUUACGGUCAAUAAGCAGAGACUCUCCAAAUGAGUAGUUGACGCUAUUGCACUAGUUUACUCCUAUUUUCGGCAUAAACAGCCCCAAUGGGAGUAAGAGUCCAUUCGACUCGAGACAUGGCCUAAUCUUGGGUUUGGUCUAGUUGUGUGUUCAUUGCAGAAAUCUGUGUGGCAGCUGGCUGGGCCUCACCGGCCACAUUUGCCAGGUUCUAUAAUCUGGACAUCCCAACCUUACAGGCCAGAUCCUUUCUGCUUAAUGUGCUCAGUCUUGCCUUAGGGCAAAAACCAGUCUUAGGCUUGCCUACCUGCGCUCUUGGCCUUCACAGGAACAUUACUGGAAGGUUUACUUAUGGCUGGGCUGACCUCUACGAGUUUGGGUUUUCAAGUUUGCGGGCUUUGGUGGGUUUAAUCUCCAAGUUCGGCUGUCGAGCCUUUGGUUAUUUUUAUUUUUUAUUUACUGCACAAACCAAUGGCCGAGCAGUUAAACUGAUGAGAUGAGAAAGAUGGCGCCGCUGUGUAUGGCCUGCCGUCCACGUCUCUUGACUUUCCUGCUAAUUAUUUUAUUUAUCCUGUGUGUCAUUAAUAAUGUGUCAUCGCUAUUGGUGUAUGAACGCCUGACCCUGCUAAAAAUAUGAGAUACGGUGAACAACCUGACUGAUUUUGUUAAAUAUGGACAUUCAAAAACGCCGCCGCCCCUGCUAGCCGCUGUGCCAGCCUAUCUGUGGCGUCCUUUCUGCACGUUGCCUUGUAACAAGAAGCGGAGACGCGGGAAAAGAGGAGGGGUGCUCGUAAGAUUCAAGGCUUACCUGGCUUCAUUAUGUACGGAUGUUUCUGGCUGUUCGCUGAAUGGAAAAUCCACGGUGUGCGAAAAAUUUGACCUGCCCCGUUCCUUAGAGUUCAGCUAUCGGUGGCUCCAACCAGCCCUCCCUGACGCUGGGUGUUUGCUUCCGUGUUGUCGGCCGGUGAGGAUUCAGGUGCGGGGCUGCGUACGAGGGAAUCUCUGCCCGCUCAAUCAUGCCACUCAGCAGUCGGUGAACUGUAGGUCGGUGCACGCAGCUCUGAUUAACACCCGAUCGCUCACAAACAAGACCUUCAUCCUGAACGACUUGAUUUCCACUCACGACCUGGAUUUUCUCAUGCUCACAGAGACCUGGCUAAAACCAGGUGAUAACAGCGCUUUCUCGGAGCUCCUCCCUCCCGGCUACUCUUUCCUGAGUACGCCGCGAGUGUCUAGUCGUGGUGGUGGUCUGGCUUCUGUCUUUAAACAACACUUGAACUGUCGUCUGCUUCCAUCUAAGAACUAUAGUAGCUUUGAGCUUCAGCUAUUCCUGGCUCCAUUUGCAUGUCCUCUACUGUGUGCUGUUGUCUACCGACCUCCAAAAUAUAAUAAGGAUUUCAUUCUGGAGUUCUCUGAGUUACUUGGGGAAUUACGAACACAAUAUGACAGUUUACUAAUUUGUGGUGAUUUUAAUAUUCACGUUUGCUGCCCAUCAAGUCAGCUGUCCAAUGACUUUCAGAGCCUUCUGAUCUCUUUGGAUCUGACACAAUCAGUGAAGAGGUGCAGGCAGGCCGAGCGCAAGUGGAAAAAGGACAAGCUACAUGUUUCACUGGGUAUAUUGAGAGACAGUCUUACUGAAUAUCAAAAUGCAGUUAAAGCAGCUAAAUGUCAGUAUCUGUCUAAUGUCAUUUCCACCAGCUCUUACCGUCCUAGAGCGCUAUUCAACACAAUUCAGUCUCAAUUCAGUUAUUUUGUUGAUAAAGUAGCCUCUGUUAAACAGAGUAUUAAGAACAUGUCUAACACUUUUGACUUGUGCUCUUCUCCUGUCCGUUCUAUGUUUAAUGUGUUUGAGCCAGUGUCACUCCCUCUCCUCUCUGAUGUGGUCCAGGGGCUGAGACUGACAAACUGUCCUCUGGACAUUAUCCCAUCUAAAAUGCUUAAACAGGUUUUUAACACAGUAGGCCCAUGCCUCCUCUCAUUUAUAAACAGUUGCCUGAGUUCAGGUUCUGUACCAACUGUAUUCAAGCACGCAGUGGUCAGGCCUCUGCUAAAAAAAACCCAACCUUGAUCCUACUGGUAUGUCAAAUUUUAGACCUGUGUCCCAUUUACCUUUUCUAUCCAAGGUUUUGGAAAAGAUUGUUUUCUUACAGUUACAGUCUUUUCUGGAGAACAAUCAGAUUUGUGAAAAGUUUCAGUCUGGCUUUAGGACAUGACACAGCACUGAGUCCGCUCUUCUCAAAGUACAAAAUGACAUUCUCUUGUCCCUUGAUGAGAAAAAGCCAGUGCUGCUCAUAAUGCUGGACCUUACUGCAGCAUUUGACACCGUGGACCACUCAGUCCUCCUGACACGUCUGGAACAACAGGUUGGGCUUCAGGGACCUGUGCUGCAGUGGUUUAGGUCGUAUUUAACAGAGAGGACUUUUUCUGUUAGGAUUGGUGACCUCUCCUCCUCCUCCGCUCCCUUGACCUCUGGUGUGCCACAAGGUUCCAUUUUGGGCCCUGUUUUAUUUUCCUUGUACUAUAUGUUGCCGUUAGGUGCAGUUAUUUCAAAGAAAGCCAUCCAUGCUUUUAUUAGCUCCCGCAUAGACUACUGCAAUGCGCUCUAUGUGGGAGUUCACCAAACUGGACUUCACCGUUUGCAGCUUGUGCAAAUCGCUGCUGCCCGACUGCUAACUAACAGUCGUAAACACGAGCACAUAACACCUGUCCUGUACUCCCUGCACUGGCUCCCUGUCCAGUUUAGAAUUAAUUUUAAAAUCUUAAUGUUUGUUUUUAAUGCACUCACGGGCCUUGCACCUUCCUAUUUGUGUGAGAUUCUGACCCCUCACAAACCCAGCAGAGCUCUACGUUCUGCUGGGCAACAUCUGCUGAAGGUGCCCCGGUCCCGGUUCAAACAGUGGGGCGAUCGUUCUUUUGCAGUGGCCGGUCCUAAACUCUGGAACUUGUUGCCCAUUGAGUUACGUUCCAUCACUGACCGGCCUCUGUUUAAAGCCAAACUUAAAACCUAUUUAUUUAAAAUGGCUUUUUGCACUUAAUGGCUCUGUGACACUGCUCUGUUUUUAUUGUGUAAAUAUGUUUUAAACCUAUUUGUAAUUAUGUUUAUUUUUUACUAAUGUUGUUAAGCACCUUGGUUCAAUCUGUGGUUGUUGGAAGGCGCUAUAUAAAUAAAUAUUGAUUGAUUGAUUGAUUGAUUAAACUGCAUUAUUGAAAAAGCUUCAGUCAUCUGAAAAAAAAUUAUUUUCACCAUAGCGUCUUAACAGAAGCAGUACUCUUUCCCAUAUCUCAGGGAACUGAGGUUUGUAAGAGAGUAUGUUUUCUAUUGAUCAUAUUCUAGUGAACAUAGCAGCAUGGGGCACAGUCAGUCAGUCAACAUCACUUAAUAACUUGAAUGGCAUAUAUGCUCUGGAUGGGAAAAACUAUACCUGUGCUCAUACUUUGACACAAUCUGACCCAUGGUGGAUGCUGGAUCUGCUGAAGACAUACAGCGUGAAUAGAGUGACCAUCACUAACAGAUUUGACUGCUGCAACACCAGGAUAAAUGGGUCAGAGAUUCGGAUUGGAAACAACUCUUCAGAUUUUUUCAGCAAUCCAGUAUGUGCUGUAGUUUCUACUAUUCCAGCAGGAGCUACAUACAGCUACUCGUGUGAUGGGAUGGAAGGACGUUAUGUUACUGUGAAUAUUCCUGGAGAUUCAAAGAUUCUUACUCUCUGUGAAGUGGGAGUCUAUGUUAUUUUUCAAGAUAAUUUGUCAGCUGGAAGAAACGUCACACAGUCAUCAACUUAUGGCCUCUGGUCUGCUGAACAUGCCAUUGAUUUCAAUCCAGGAUUAACAAAAUCAUGGUCAGCAUGUUCCUCAACCAAAGUUCAGACUAACCCAUGGUGGAGGGUGGAUCUGAGUUCUGUGUACAGAGUAAGUAGUGUCGUGAUUACAAACAGACUAGACUGCUGUCCGGAACGAAUAAACGGAGCGGAGAUUCGCAUCGGAAACUCUUUGGAGAACAACGGCAACAACAAUCCCAUAUGCGCUGUGAUUUCUAGCAUUCCAGCUGGUGUUUCCUCCACCUACAUUUGUAACGAUAUGGAGGGUCGAUACAUGAAUCUGAGCAUUCCUGGAGAUUCAAGGAUUCUUACUCUGUGUGAGGUGGAGGUCUAUGGGGAAGGCCCUUUAUUGAAGAAAACGUUGGUGAAGAUAAAAUUGAAGUCCAGUUCGACUCUGUCUGAACCUGAAAUGAGAGCCCAGCUCCUGUCACAGCUCCAGUCUGUUUUGGAGGAACGAGGGUUUUCUGACGUGACGCUGAAAUGGUCUCAACCUCCCGAAAUGGAAGUGAAGCGGAAGGAAGCUGCACCAGCUCAGUCUGCUCGAAGAAAGAGAUGAUGAGGAAAACUCAAAUCGAAUCACCUCUUCAUCUUUCAUUUACAAUGUCAAUUUGAAACCGUUUGUGUAUUUGUGAUGGUGAUUUUAGUGAAAAAUUUUCCAUUAGACUUGGACAAAAGACUGUUUUUCUGAGUCAGCAAGUAUUUGUUUCAGGAUUUUAAACAGGGAAAUUGUCUUUACUUUUAAGAACACCUUGUAAGACGCAGUUAACAAAUGCAGUAAGCAGUGCUGUCAUUAAAAUCAUCCUUAACACAUUAAAGGACAGUACAAUAAAGAAAUGGCUUUCCUAAAUGCACUAUUUAAACUAAUGUUUUAUUGUGAAGAUGAGAUUGAGCUGAAGAAUGAAUGCUGUAUCUAGGGUUGCCAACUUAAAGGAAAAAUAUGGGACAAUCACGUAUAUAGCCUAUAACUUUUUAGUUGUCAUUUUGUUUUUCAAGGAUAAGGUCCAAAGAACACUCUCGCUGCUUUUUCUUCUGUGUGGGCGUAUUCAAGUCGCACACUUCAGUUUGAAUCUGAAUAGAGCAUUACAGUCCCGCCCACAGCUGGUGCCGGAGGUAAAAAUUCAAUACAAUUUCUGCAUUCACAUUUGGGAAAUAAGCCAUAAAACGUAACCAUACAUGGUAGACUUAAAACCAGCUACGGCUGUACUAAGCGAUAGUAUAUGCUCACAUAAACGCCAAGAGUUCUUUUAUUCGCGAUGUCUUGGAUAAGUACUUCA